UCGCCCCCUCACCACACUGCGCUGGGUUUUCCUGGGUGAUUUUUGCGAUGUGACUUUAUUUUACUGUGACCUUUCCGAGAUGUUUCUCUCACGUGACUUCCAGCUCAGGUCCCCAGAUAGGAAACCACAGGAGGAAGGUGAGAGCGUGAUGGGUGGGGCCAGACAUGUAGCGAGUGGAGUAUACAGAGAGCAGAGGAGACGCAGGCAGACAGCGAGAGGUACGGGGAGGACCGCAGGACAUGCAACCAGACUCCGACAGCGAUGAGCCAGGGUACAGCAGUUCCCCGUCCAGCCUCAGACAGGAUUCCUCCGAUGAUAUGAAGAAAGUUCAAAGGAGAGAGAAAAAUCGUAUUGCAGCGCAGAAGAGUCGCCAGAGGCAGACAGAGAAAGCUGACACGUUACACGUGGAGAGCGAGAAUCUGGAGCGGCUGAACUCCACUCUGCGCAGGGAAAUCCGCGGCCUGCGCGAGGAGCUGAAGUAUUUGACGUGCGUCCUGAGCAGUCACCAGUCUGUGUGCGUCCUGGGAGGCCAGAAGCAGCCGGCGUUCCAGUCACGCUAUCAGCACUGACACACGUGUGCCUCAUAGACUGUUAUCCGGAGGUUCCAGGACACGACAGGCCCGGUAUCGCACACUGCGUGUAGUACUGUUAUCUGGAUUCUCAACCUGUAUUUCUGCAGCUGAGCCGACGGCAUCUGUCCAGAGUUCCCCAUUUCUGUUUCACAAUUACAGAACCUUUUAUAAAA
Molecule: messenger RNA, 745 nt
Organism: Pseudophryne corroboree (corroboree frog)
Lineage: Eukaryota; Metazoa; Chordata; Amphibia; Anura; Myobatrachidae
Gene: BATF
Product: basic leucine zipper ATF-like transcription factor
Exons: 3
Coding region: 240-569 (109 amino acids)
Biological process (GO): regulation of transcription by RNA polymerase II
Cellular component (GO): nucleus
Molecular function (GO): RNA polymerase II cis-regulatory region sequence-specific DNA binding; DNA-binding transcription factor activity, RNA polymerase II-specific
Source: RefSeq, a predicted model, not a curated record